AAAUAAUUCCAACGUUUUGCCCAUCAAACUGGUCUGGGCUUAUUUCAAGGCUGCAUUAUUUUAUUUGAUGGUAUAAACGAAUAUAUAUAUAUAAAUAGAGAUGAACUUUAUUUCAUUUUAAAUCUUAGAAACCAAGGACGACAGGAUAAAAAAAAAGCAUUUCAAUCUUCACAUAGUUCGUAAAUUGAAAUGACUAAAAACAAAUCCAAUUGAAUUCACUUACUAAUAGUAAUCUAUCAUAAAGUAAAUAUCACCUAAUUACUGGCUACAAUAAAUAAGGAAAUUUAGAAUAAUCUUUUUAAUCUACAAAAUUUAAAAAAAAAAAUCAGUAUUAAGAAUUAUUUCAAUUGAUUACAUUUAACAUUUAAUUGGUAUUAUUUAAUUGAAAAUAAUAAUUUGUUUUAAAGAAACAAAUGCCAUUAUACACGAUUGUACUUAAUUUAAAAGGAUUAAUUUUGCACAAUCUAACUGAAGUACAUUAUUCUACAUGAAAAUUACAAAUAAAAGAUCAUAUGAUUAAUUCAGGUCGACAACAGGAUAAUCAGAAAAUUUAAGAAGCGUAAGGAGAAAGCAGAAUGAAUAGGCAAAGAGUUAAACUGGUUCCAGAUAGUUGUUUACGAUUACAUUCCAAUCAGAAAAGAAUUAAUCAAAUGAACUGAAAUAAAAAGCGUCAAAACAAUGCUAAAUACAGAUUGGACAGAGAUAGAAGUAAUUGAAUUGCUAGUUGAUAAUGCAACACAUCUUGGAUUUGGUAUGUGUGGAAGUAAGAGCACCGGUGUAAUCGUUAGAUGCAUUACACCUGGUGGAGCAGCUGAACUGGACGGUCGUCUUCGACUUGGUGACCAUAUUGUCUGCAUUCAUGAUCAUAAUGUUCGAAGUUAUGGACCAGAUCAAGUGGCUACAGUUCUACGCCAAACUAUAUCAAAUUGUCUAUCUGAAGUUGUAUUAAAACAAGAUUCUUUGCAGACGGAUGAAACAUCCACAAAAACUAUGAAUAAAAAAUCUUCACUUAUCAGAACGCAGCCAUUAACAAACAGAACUUCAUCAACUUUUACUAAUACUAUUAAUAUACGAUCGGAAAAAUACACUUUAUCCCCAAGCCAAAUAGAUUCAAAUCAAAUUGAGUCUAAUGAAAUUCACGAGAUCAAUCAAAAACUAAUGAGCGACCCAACUGUUUUAAUUCGAAUGAUUGUAGCUCGUCCAGCUAAUGGUGAUCCUGUUGAUUUGAAUGAUAUCAGUUUAAAACAACAAGCUGUCUGUCAUCAACAUGGUGUUCUUGGAAUGCUGAUGAUUAUACCAACACAUCAAAUAGAUCAAUAUAUAGAUGUAUUACUACACAAGAAACUUCCACUUGUUGAUUUGUACAGUCUAUACAAAACAGAUCUGUUGAACAUCGAAAACAAUACUAAUAUUUAUAAAAAAAUAAAUUCAAAUGAAGUUGACUGUUCUGAAUUAUCAAAGUCAAUCGACUAUAAUGGAAGUGAGUUGAUAGAAAUGAAUAAAAUCAUUGAAUCUUCUCCAACUUCAUCGAAACAACAAGAACAAUAUGAUCUUGAUUUUCAGCAGUUUCGAGAGAUGAAACCGUGCUCGACACUUCAGGUUAUAACAAGUCCUCGAAAUUGCUCAGAAUCUGAUAUUGAAGAGGUUCACAAUAAUCUACCAAGUCGAGUUAAUGAAAAUGAUCGCUUAGAUAAUAAAUAUAAUGAAAAUUUAAAAAUCGAUUGCAACACAACAUUGAAUUAUCAAAACUACUCCACUGAUCAUCCUAUCUCAUCUUCUUUCAAUGAAUAUGUUCUUGAGAAUAUAAGUCAACAAGGCUUAUCAAUUCAUGUUAAUAAUAAACAAGAAAAUGGCGAUGAAGAGGCAGAAGAAACUGAAAUUCACACUGUACAAUUAACAAAAUCAAAGGAUCAAGGCUUAGGUCUAAGUGUAGUUGGAUAUAUUUAUAAAAAUCCAUAUGAUAAAAUGUUAACGGUUUGCUUCUAUUUGAAGUCCGCGCUGAUGAUUUCCUGUAGACGGAUGAUGAAAGUUUCAUGACUGUUGAGUCAGCUUUCCGAGAACUAAAAGGGAGCCUCCAGAGGCCCUAAAGCAGCCGAAGAGUUCCAGCCAAUCAGAACAUGAUGGAUCUUUCUAGGAAUAUCAACGUGGCAUGCUACUGUUGGUCAGUAGCAUAAUGUGUCUCUUAGCGGAUUGGCCAAAAUAUAAUGUUGAUUUGACAAAUGCUAAUAUCUUUAAAUACCCGUGUUUUCUGUACAAAAAUUAACCUUUGGAGUAAAGUGCUUUUCGCUUA
Messenger RNA from Schistosoma mattheei, 2290 nucleotides. The record is from the annotation of a GenBank genome assembly. NCBI's taxonomy places the organism in Eukaryota, Metazoa, Platyhelminthes, Trematoda, Strigeidida, Schistosomatidae.